Messenger RNA from Leptopilina boulardi, 1038 nucleotides. RefSeq names its product tubulin-folding cofactor B (gene TBCB). The coding region runs from base 229 to 966 and encodes 245 amino acids. Gene Ontology annotation, cellular component: nucleus; microtubule plus-end; cytoplasm. The record is from RefSeq and is a predicted model, not a curated record. NCBI's taxonomy places the organism in Eukaryota, Metazoa, Arthropoda, Insecta, Hymenoptera, Figitidae. Gene Ontology annotation, biological process: cytoplasmic microtubule organization; post-chaperonin tubulin folding pathway; tubulin complex assembly. Gene Ontology annotation, molecular function: microtubule plus-end binding; alpha-tubulin binding. The transcript has 7 exons.
AAUGUAUUGGGAGGGUAUGAUAUAUUAAAAUAAGAAGUGGCACAAAUAAUAUAUUGAAUUAGAGGUUAUGAAUAUGUUUCAAAUGUGUUAAUUAAUUAUAAAUAUUGACAAGAGAUCAUUUAAAACAACAAAAAGAAAUAAAUAAAUUAAAUAUUGAAUAAAUUGAUAUUUGACGAAUUUUGGAUUUUAUUUUUAAUAUUUAAAAAAAAAAAAAAAAUUUCCCCGAAAAUGAGUAAUUAUACUGUGAUUACGUCGGAUUUUGUAAAUGUCUCAGUGACAAAUUCUGGAAAUCAAACAACAUGUGUUGAAAGAAGAUUUCAAAAAGGCAUAACAAUCGAUGAAUUGAAGGGUAAACUUGAAUUAUUAACCGGUGGAAAUUCAAUGACAAUGAAUAUUGAAGUUUAUGAUAAAAAUGAUAAAUUAAUAUGCAAAUUAAACGAAUCAAGUCGUCUCUUAGGAUCAUAUCCAAUCGAUGAUGGCAUGAGGAUACAUGUUGUAGAUAAUUUCUCUCGUCAAUUGGAAGAUGAUUUAUCUAGUGUGGAAAAAUUUGAAUUGUCCGAGGAAGAUUAUUCAAAAAGAACAGAUACGGUAAAAGCAUUUUUGGAGAAAAAUAAAUUGGGAAAAUAUAAUGAAGAAGAAAUGAAGCGUAAAGAAGAAGAGAAAUUAAAGGAAGAAGAAGCUGAGGAAGCUGCUGCACGAUUGUGUAAAAUUGGAGAUCGUUGUGAAGUUCAAGUUCCAAAUCAGGCAAAAAGAAGAGCGACGGUCAUGUACGUUGGUAAAACUGAUUUUAAAGAAGGUUGGUGGGUGGGAGUAAAAUAUGACGAGCCUCUUGGUAAAAAUAACGGAAGUGUUAAUGGAAAGGUAUAUUUCGAAUGUGGUCCAAAAUAUGGUGGUUUUAUAAAACCACAUCAUGUGAAAGUUGGCGAUUUUCCCGAAGAAGAUUACGAUUUGGAUGAGGAGCUUUAGUUUAUAUAAAUUAAUAACCCCCUUUUUUUUAAUACUCUAUUUUUAAAAUUAAUAAAACUAUUUUUUUUUGGA